AUGAAAAUGAAAAAUUAAAUGCCUCAAACAAUUCAAGCAAUGAAAUGAUAAGUGAUGCAAACCAAAAAGCGAAUAUUUCUUUAGAGAAUUUUGGUGUUAAGUAUGAGAGAACUGAAACUUUAGGAAGCAAAAUGGAUAAAAUCAUAAAAGUUAGUGAGGAGUUAAAAAUG
Molecule: messenger RNA, 170 nt
Organism: Cetraspora pellucida
Lineage: Eukaryota; Fungi; Glomeromycota; Glomeromycetes; Diversisporales; Gigasporaceae
Source: the annotation of a GenBank genome assembly